Lodderomyces beijingensis is the source of this 3501-nucleotide messenger RNA. The record is from the annotation of a GenBank genome assembly. Lineage: Eukaryota; Fungi; Ascomycota; Pichiomycetes; Serinales; Debaryomycetaceae.
AUGCCCAAUAUAUCGUAUUUGACAGCGCAUAGUGCACACAACGGCAGCUCGGUCAAAAUCCCGAAGCCUAUACGGUUCCACACUUUUAAUGAGCUCAAGGAGUAUCUACUGCAGGUUUUCCCAAUUGAGAGCACCGACGAUGUGUUUCUCUUGAGCUCGUUUGGGAUCAAGGUCAACUUCAAUCUCAUUAAUGAGACGUCUGACAUUUUCAUAUUUGAUAAGCGAUUGUUUGUGCCUCAGGUGGACGGGGGCCUCGUGAACUCGUACAUUAGUAAAUGCGACGACGUGACCGUGACCCAGCAGGAGCCGGAGAGGCUGCCGUUGGCUGAAACACAGGUUUCGAGCAGACAGGGCUUGCAGAAUUUGAUCCGGAUCUACAACGGGUGGGCCAAGGCUCUACUACAGGAUUCUAUGAUCAUGGAGAACUCGUGCCAGCAGCUAGUGCGGCAGAUCAACAUCAUCUUCCAGUCCUUGUCGACAAUCUUGCAGUUUGCCAACAAUUUCAUAGACGACAUUGAAAAGAACUUUAACCACCACCACAAUUAUUUAAAACUCAUCAACCACAAGACCUUGCACAAGACGUGGUCGGAACGAUAUAAAAACUUGCAGCAGUUGCCACCGGUGAAAAUAGGCGAACACCGGAUCGUUUUGGUGGCGUAUCUUGACUCCAAGGCCCUUUCCCAGUCGUCUCAGUUUGUGACAAAGUAUCUUCCGUUGAUUUUGCAAAAGUUUACAGAAAUGCGCGACGUAAUCGUGGAAGUCAACAACGACAGAAAGAGAAUUGAUGCGAUCGUUGAGAGUUUUAGAAAAGAGUCGAUUCAGAAAUUCAAAAACAUCCAUGUCAAGGAGUUGGUGCAGCAGGUACAAUCAAAAGUCCAUCUUGUUGCAGAGGGAGCCCAGUUGCAAAACCCAGACCUUGCACAGUUGCAGCAGUUUUAUAGCCUUCACAAAUCAUCCGUGUCCGUUGAACUAUUAGAGCUGGCAAGGAGGCUACAUAUUUAUCUCAAGGAACUAAGAUUGUUUAGAGAAAACUUGAUCAGGCAGGGCCCGCAGAUUUUCCACACAAUCGCCAAUUUGCAAAUGAAGAUGGUGGAGUUUAGAACAGAGUUGAGGUCUUUAGUCGAAAAAGACGCCAAUAGACACAAUCCAGAUUCAAUCAACUCGCAGACAAUUGCCCUUGUGAAAAAGUGCGAAGACGAGUUGUCAUUGACGAUUGACCUCCCCUUGUUGAUGGGACUCUCGAUGAUUGAGAAAAGGAGACAGUUUGAAUGGAAUGAUUUUUUUUCCAAGGGUAUAGUCCGCAACGCAAACGAGCAAUUUGCAACGCUCAUUGACCACGAAAAGGCGUUUAGAAGCAUAUGGAACAAGAAGUUUGGCUCGCUUCUCGACUUCAUUGGCGAUGAUUCCGCUUCCGCCACCAUCCGCUUACCUAGCGUGGACGUGUCCCUCGCAGCGAAUAAUUUUACGUCGGUGCCGAUGUUGAAGGAUAUCGAGGUGGAACGGGAAGAUAUUCUAAACUAUAUUUCGUUGCUUGAAACCUCAACCUCAACAGUGUCGAAAUCAUUUCCCGAGUUACUCCGCAAAAACUUUUCAGACAUGAGAGCCUCGACCAAUAACAUGAAAAAGGUGACAAAGAUGAUCUCGUCUAUGGGAAGCAUUACUUCUCCGAAUAACGCGAGAGCAAAAGAUUCAUCGCUCGAGGAAAAAUCUUCUGGCGAAUUGGAUGUGGACUUGAACGUGGUCUACGGCUUAAAGUCAAGAAUAGCCAAGCUCGAGAGUUUGCUACAUCAACAUCAGUAUAAGAAUAUUACAAAUUGGCCAGUCACUAGAAACGGCUCAUAUUCAGACAAUAGAAUGAGCAUGAUUGUCGACUCUAAGCAGGUUGCCAACUCUGACCCAACAAAGCUUUUGCAAAAAAGAAGGGUAUCCUCAAAUGAGAGCAGAAUCUUGACUACAACCAACAAUUCUCAGGUGCUUGAUGGUUCUUCCAUUGAUAAGCACCUUGAUAAUCUCAGACUUCGCAAGAAUAACUCUGAGUUAAAGUCAAAGAAUGAGUUGCUCACUAAGGAUGUUGAGUUGAAAGACAAAGAGAUGGCAAAUUUGAGACAGCAACUCGCCGAGAUGAAAGCUUCUCACAGCAGAGAAAUUGACGGUUUAACGCGUCGUGUAUCAGAAGAAGAGGAAAAACUCAAACUUGCCAAAUCAAAGACGCAGAAAGAUGAAAAGGAAAUUGAGCAGCUCAAGGUGAAACUAGAAGAAAAGGACCAGCUCAUUGCUGAUUUGAAUACCAAGUUAUCCAAAGCCGAUGAAAAUAUCUCCAAGCUGUCGAAGGAGACCGUUCUGUUGAACGAGACAUUGACCACGCUUCGAGGAGAGUUGGCUGAUGCCACCAAGAUGAAGAAUGAUUUAUUAUCCAACAUGUCCUCGAAGGAGUCCGAGUUCGCAUUAGAGCGAAACAGCCACAAUAACGAUCUUGCAAGAUUAAAGUCCAAGUUUGAAGAAGUCACCGAAGAUUAUGAGAAUUUGAUGGAGUUGACGCAAGUAAAGCAGAAGAAACACGAUGCACUUGUCCAUGACUUGAACAAUGUCGUGAUCAAUUUGAUGAACAUUGUCAAGCACGUUUGUGAAAAGAUUUUCCAGGAUUUUUGGCAAACAUGCUAUAUUCUAGAGUCAAUGGGACUUUUAUUGACGAAGGAAGGAAAGAAUUACCAAAUCAAGCGAGUCAAGGGUCUCAAGUCGAAAAAAGUACACCACGAAGAUGAUCAGUCGAUAUCAACAACAGCAGCAGCCACUGAUGCAACUCCGAAUUUCAAAGUCAUUGAGGAAAUCGAAGCCAAGAUGUCGUGGACUGACGAGAUUCCACUGAUGAACUCAUUAAGCCCGGACACUUACUCAUCGGGCAACGACAGCGAGAUUGUGGUGGACAAGUUUAGCGAACAGAGCGAAAAAAUAAUCGUUAUAUACAACGACUUGUUCAAAUUCGACGUGCUGUCAAGGUUUGAUGUGUUUUUAAGGUCAAUCAGCUUUGUGGAACAUGUGCAGCUCGUUGACGAAAACUCCAACACCAGUCAUUUCUUUGCCAACGCCAUCUUGAAAAGAUUCAAAGACGUCGAAGGGUUUGCCAAAAAAUUGUCCAAGGAGAUCAAAUUGAAAGACCAGGAAUUGAAGAAGCUUACGCUGAGGGCCAAGAACAAGAUUUCAGUGAAUCAUUUUCAAGAAAACGACUUGCUAUUGUUUCUCCCCACCAAAGUCGAUAGAGGAAGCUACGUGCCAAAGGAAAACGCAAUUCAGCCGUGGGCUGCUUUCAACGUGGGGUCGCCGCACCAUUUCUUGCAAAGCUCAAAUGAGCAUCGUCUAGAAGGCAAGGAGUGGCUCAUUGGCAGAGUCAAGAAGAUUACAGAACGUAAAGUCGAUCAAGAGAAUUUUGAAUCUGUUGAAGAAAACCCGUUCCGACUCAGCAUCGGCGUGACAUGGUACCUCGUGGAAGCUGAAGAGAAUUAG